UCCUGUGCACCUCCAGCUGUAAGUGUGUCGGCUGCAUGAACUUCCAGGACGACUCCGACCCGGGCCCAACAGAACCCCGCGCCGAGGUCCGGCCCACGGGCGCCGAGGAGGAGGUCACCGAGGUCACCGGCAGGUGGCCUGUGUCCGUGGUCACCCCCUCCGUGGUGGCGGCGGUGAGGGGCUGCCUGCUGACCCGGGCUCAGCUGGCGCAGUGCGAGGCCCGGAGCGCCGCCGAGGCGGAGCGGAUGGUCCUGGAGGAGUUCGGCCACUGCCUGUCCCAGGUCGCCACGGCGAUGUUCAAGUAGAGCGCGCUCACCAGAGGGCCUCGUCUGUUGACUCAGAUGAGUUCUCCUUCUCAUGGGUUAUACUUCUAAAUUAUUGUUUUUAUUUAUUCUUCUGGAUUCAGAUGUUGUUAUACUUCUAAAUUAUUUAUAAAUAUGUA
Messenger RNA from Pseudoliparis swirei, 442 nucleotides. RefSeq names its product protein lin-54 homolog. The record is from RefSeq and is a predicted model, not a curated record. The transcript is spliced from 2 exons. Lineage: Eukaryota; Metazoa; Chordata; Actinopteri; Perciformes; Liparidae. Bases 36 to 305 code for a protein of 89 amino acids.